UAUUUCUCAUUUUUUUUUUGCUGACGAUGUUAUCAUUUUUGUCAAGUAGAUUUGUUCCAUGCUCAAUCCCUCUUCAUAUUUUGAAUAGAUGCUGCUCUGUCUUAGGUCAAGCUAUAAAUCUCCAUAAAUCGAAUAUCUUUUUCUCAGCUAACAUCCCUGAACCUUUGAAAGUUGAUAUUUUUCAUAUAUUCCAAGGCAUUGUUCUGGCUAGAAGCUCUAGAUAUUUGGGGCUCCCUUUAGGAAUAGGCAGAAACAAAAAGCAAACUUUUGAUUUUGUGAGAGAGUGUGUGAAAUCUAAAAUCUUUAGCUGGAAACACAAGUUUUUUAGUGAGGCGGGCAAAGAAAUUCUCAUUAAAACCACUCUCAGUGCUCUCCCAGUUUAUGUUAUGUUAGUUUUCAGAUUGCCU
Molecule: messenger RNA, 407 nt
Organism: Striga hermonthica
Lineage: Eukaryota; Viridiplantae; Streptophyta; Magnoliopsida; Lamiales; Orobanchaceae
Source: the annotation of a GenBank genome assembly